Molecule: messenger RNA, 963 nt
Organism: Grammomys surdaster
Lineage: Eukaryota; Metazoa; Chordata; Mammalia; Rodentia; Muridae
Product: olfactory receptor 11G2-like
Exons: 1
Coding region: 28-963 (311 amino acids)
Biological process (GO): G protein-coupled receptor signaling pathway
Cellular component (GO): membrane
Molecular function (GO): olfactory receptor activity; G protein-coupled receptor activity
Source: RefSeq, a predicted model, not a curated record
UCUGGUGCUUUCACAGGGCACAGACAGAUGAAAGCCCUCAGCAGCCCCAGCAACUCCAGCACCAUCACUGGCUUCAUCCUCCUGGGCUUCCCCUGCUCCAGGGAGGGGCAGAUCCUCCUCUUUGUGCUCUUCUUCAUUGUCUACCUCCUUACCCUCAUGGGCAAUGCUUCCAUCAUCUGUGCUGUGUGCUGUGAUCAGAAACUCCACACUCCCAUGUACCUCCUGCUGGCCAACUUCUCUUUCCUGGAGAUCUGGUAUGUCACCUCCACAGUCCCCAACAUGUUGGCCAACUUCCUCUCUGACACCAAGGUCAUCUCUUUCUCUGGAUGCUUCCUGCAGUUCUAUUUCUUCUUCUCCUUGGGGUCUACAGAAUGCUUUUUUCUGGCAGUCAUGGCAUUUGAUCGCUACCUUGCCAUCUGCAGACCAUUACAUUAUCCUGCUCUCAUGACUGGGCGCCUCUGCAACACUCUUGUGAUCAGUUGCUGGGUGCUUGGUUUCCUCUGGUUCCCUGUUCCCAUCAUCAUCAUCUCCCAGAUGUCCUUCUGUGGGUCCAGAAUUAUAGACCACUUCCUGUGUGACCCAGGUCCUCUGUUGGCCCUCACCUGUGUGAGAGAUUCUUUAAUUGAGCUGACUAGCUCUACUUUAAGUUCUCUGCUUUUAUUCGUUCCAUUUUUCUUUAUCACGGGGUCUUAUGCCCUAGUAAUGAGGGCUGUGCUGAGGGUCCCUUCAGCAGAUGGACGAAGAAAGGCCUUCUCCACUUGUGGUUCACACUUGACUGUGGUUUCUCUUUUCUAUGGCUCAGUGAUGGUCAUGUAUGUGAGCCCAACAUCUGAACAUGCAGCUGGAGUGCAGAAACUUGUGACUCUAUUUUAUUCUGUGGUUACUCCACUCCUUAAUCCUGUGAUAUACAGUCUGAGGAACAGAGAUAUGAAACAUGCAAUGAAGAAAAUACUAAAAAUGUAA